CUUAAAGGCGCCGCCGGGUGACAGGAGAGCGUCAGGGAAACGCGCGACUUCCUUUCUUUGUCUUUUCUCUUUAGGGAAAGUUUUAGAAAAAGACAAGGCACUCAUAUUUUGGAAGUCUGAAAGCGACAUUUCUUUUUAUGGGUUCUGUGGGCUCCUCAAGGAGCGGAAUCGGAUUAUUAAAGAUGCGGAAACCAGAGCAGAAGAGCCGCCGUCUGGACUGUGAUCAUCCACCGAUGCGCGUCCGUUCCUGGGCAUUCCUCGGCUCAGGAGAGGAGUGAUGAUGAUCCAGCCUGAAGUUUCCUGCGCGGGACAGUCAGUGCCUGUUCUAUGAGUGAGGGGAUCUGGACACCACUCCUCGCAGUUAAGUUGUGCUCGAACCUCGACCAUUAUGUCAAAAGUCAUUCAAAGGAAGAACCACUGGAUCACCAAAGUCAACGAGUGCGCGGUCAGCCGGGACGCGAGUGGGGAGCUGAAUGUGGAUCUGCGUGGGGGCGCGGAGAAUGGAGAAUUUCCAUACAUCGGACACAUCAGGGAGGAUGCUGUGGUUUAUCAGGACGGUAAAGUGUGUGAGGGAGAGCUGCUGCUGGAGGUCAACGGGCUGGCUGUGGCUGGAUUACCGCUUUAUGACAUCUUUGGGCUAAUCAACUUCUCCAAAGGUCCCGUCAGGUUAAAAACUGUUCGUCAAGGUCAGAAGUUAAGCAAGGACCUGAAGCACUUCCUGAGCUUGAGGUUUCAGAAGUCGUCACCUGACCAUGAGCUGCAGAAAACUAUCCGAGCCAAUCUUUAUCGUCACGCAGUGCCUUGUACAACUCGCCCCCCUCGAGACGGGGAGGUCCCAGGAGUGGAUUACAACUUCCUGUCUGUAGAAGACUUUCUACAAUUGGAGGACAGUGGCACACUACUAGAAGUAGGAACUUAUGAAGGUAACUAUUAUGGGACCCCCAAGCCGCCAAGGCAGCCCAUCAUUGGGACUGUGACUCUCAAUGAUGCAGGCUCCUAUCGGUCCACCCCGAAACGCACAAAGUCCUACAAUGACAUGCAAAGCGCCCGCGUAGUGCCUGCUGAUGAGGAUGAUGACGAUCAGGCCACGGAAAUGAACAACAGUUUUACAGGAUCCUUAGUGCGUAGCCUCUUUCCCUCUCCUUUGCUGUGCACAGGAAACCCUAACGACCAGGACGAGAGCCGUGGCGGCAUCCUACGGCCAUACCCUGCACGUGACAAUGUUUUAUCCUGUGGUCUGAACAAUGCAGCCGCCCCCACAGCAGAAAGUGGUCAGCAGACACUUGCAGAACCACAGGUCUCUCCAGAGGACCCACUGGGACUGCUGCCUGAAAAUUGGGAGAUGGCCUACACAGAGAAUGGAGAACUUUAUUUCAUAGACCACAACACAAAAACCACAUCAUGGCUGGAUCCCCGCUGCAGAGACAAAGCCUCCAGGCCUUUGGAGGAGUGUGAGGAUGAUGAAGAAGGGAUACAUACAGAAGACCUGGAGAGUGAUUUAGAGUUGCCUCCAGGAUGGGAGAGAAUAGAUGACCCAGUGUACGGAGUAUAUUAUGUAGAUCAUAUAAACAGGAAGACCCAGUAUGAAAACCCAGUGGUGGAGGCGCGGCGCCAAAAAUUGCUGGAGCAGCACCAACAGCCGCAGCCUCCAGAAGGUGAGCGGUACAUUCGAGAGUGGAUAGAGGAGCACUCCUCUGCUGCAGCUCCAUUAGCAAACUAUGCUCCAAACCACCUGGAGACUUACAGGGACCCACAAGUCCCUCCGGCUCUUCCACCCGGCCCUGCAGGAGUCAAAAGAGGAAAACCUUUCUUUACAAGAAAUCCUGCAGAGCUUAAAGGAACCUUCAUUAACACAAAACUGAAGAAAAGCCGCAGAGGGUUUGGCUUCACUGUGGUUGGAGGUGAUGAGCCGGAUGAGUUUCUGCAGAUCAAAAGUCUGGUGCUGGACGGCCCUGCAGCUGCAGAUGGCAAGAUGGAGACAGGUGACGUGAUAGUCAGUGUAAAUGACACCAUUGUCCUGGGCUACACUCAUGCUCAGGUUGUGAAGAUCUUCCAGUCCAUCCCUAUCGGCUCCAUGGUGGACCUAACUUUAUGCCGGGGGUACCCACUACCCUUUGACCCAGAUGACCCCAACACCAGCCUUGUGACCUCAGUGGCAAUCUUGGAUAAGGAACCAAUCAUUGUCAAUGGACAGGAGACAUUUGACUCUUCGGCCAACCAGGCUGGACCCCUCAAUGGCUUGCGUGAGCCACGGUCGCAAAGCCCCUCGGCUGAUGUAGCAUCCGACGGCUUGCAUGGCUUUUCCACUGAUGUAGUCACGCUGGCCUCCGCCAUAGCCACCCAGCCUGAGCUGAUCACCAUCCAUAUGGAGAAGGGAGACAAAGGUUUUGGCUUCACCAUUGCAGACAGCCUAACAGGAGGAGGGCAGAGGGUGAAACAGAUCGUGGACUAUCCCAGAUGCCGCGGCCUGAAAGAAGGGGACAUUUUGAUGGAAGUGAACAAGAGAAAUGUGCAAAACAUGAGUCACAACCAGGUCGUGGAUCUACUGAGCAAAUGCCCCAGAGGCAGCGAGGUCACCAUGCUGGUUCAAAGAGGAGUGGUGCCGGCUAAGCGGAGCCCAAAGCUGGUGCACCAGUUAGAGAGAAAAGACAGCCAGAACAGCUCCCAGCACAGUGUGUGCAGCCAUCGCAGCACCCACACUGAUUCUCCCAGCCACGCGCCCUCGGCCAUGCCCAGUGAGGCGGUGGUGCCCACUCCUGCUGCCCCCACCCAGCCUCUUCCAGGUCUGCCCCCCCAGGAACCUGUGGAUGGCACGCUCACCCUACAGAAGAAGCCAGAUCCUUUUAAAAUCUGGGCACAGUCCAGGAGCAUGUAUGAGAGUCGACUACCAGAUUGCCAGGAACAAGACAUUUUUCUCUGGCGGAAGGAUACAGGAUUUGGUUUUCGCAUUUUAGGAGGAAAUGAGCCAGGAGAACCUAUCUACAUAGGGCAUAUAGUGAAAUACGGGGCUGCAGAUGAAGAUGGGCGCCUUCGGUCAGGUGAUGAGCUCAUCUGUGUGGACGGCACAGCAGUCGUAGGCAAGUCCCACCAGCUGGUGGUGCAGCUGAUGCAGCAGGCCGCCAAGCAGGGCCAUGUCAACCUCACUGUCAGGCGCAAGACCCCUGGAUAUGGAGUGUCAAAAGGAGAAGGUGACGUCCCCCCUUCUCCAGCAUCAUCCCACCACAGCAGCACCCAGGCGCCCAGUCUGACGGAGGGCAAGCGGACCCCUCAGGGGAGUCAGAACUCCUUGAACACCGUCAGCUCUGGGAGCGGUUCCACUAGCGGCAUAGGCAGUGGCGGUGGAGGGGGGAGUGGAAGUGCAGUAGUGCCCGCCUCGCUGCAACCGUAUGAUGUAGAGAUCCAAAGAGGAGAGAACGAGGGAUUUGGAUUUGUCAUUGUUUCAUCGGUUUCCAGGCCGGAUGCAGGAACCACUUUUGCUGGAAAUGCUUGUGUGGCAAUGCCCCACAAAAUAGGCCGUAUCAUCGAGGGAAGCCCAGCAGACCGCUGCGGGAAGCUGAAGGUCGGGGACAGAAUACUGGCUGUUAAUGGCUGCUCCAUCACCAACAAGUCACACUCGGACAUUGUCAACCUCAUCAAAGAAGCUGGAAACACAGUCUCGCUCAGGAUCAUCCCUGGCGAUGAAUCCUCCAAUGCUUCACUGCUGACGAAUGCAGAAAAGAUUGCUACCAUAACCACCACACACACACCACAGACCACAGAAUCCAGAAAUAAUCCAAAGUUAAAAGGAGCUCCUCCUCCACCACCAUCACAAAUUCAGAGCACGCAGGAUGCAGAGUUCUACUCUGUGGACCUUGAGAGGGAUAGUAAAGGCUUUGGCUUCAGCUUAAGAGGAGGGUGGGAGUAUAAUAUGGACCUUUAUGUGCUAAGACUUGCAGAGGAUGGGGCUGCUGUCAGAAAUGGAAAGAUGAGGGUGGGAGAUGAGAUCUUGGAGAUUAAUGGUGAGAGCACAAAGAACAUGAAGCAUUCACGAGCCAUUGAACUGAUAAAGAAUGGAGGUCGGAGGGCACGGCUUGUGCUCAAACGGGGUGAUGGAUCUGUACCUGAAUAUGACAGCAGCAGUGACGGGUACCCUUCCACAUCCAGGGCACAAAACACUCCGGAAGUGAGAAUGCUGCCACCCAACAGCCGAUAUUACACUUCAUUGGAGUCCAGCUAUCAACCAGAUCUUCACAAACAUUCACGUCUGGAGGAGUCUUCACGUGGCAGAGAUUUGGACAGAAACAGGGACAAGGUUGGGUCAGAAGAGAUGGACUACCGAGACCGACAAUUUAACCUCCAUCCUCAUCACACCUGGAAUAACAGUCACAGUCAAAAUAUCCCCAGACAGCAGUCUCCCAACAGUAAUGGUAGUAGCAACGAUGACAAGAAGAGCAGAGGCCGCAAAGUCAAGAAGUCGGAGUCCGAGAGCGGCAUCUCCAAACUCCUCAAGACUCUGAGGAAAGACAGUUCGGGAAAAAAGGCUGCAGCUGCCGAGAGGCUCAGGGGGAAAGAGCUCUCAAGUUCUACCAUUGACGCAAGUUUUCAUUCACAGCGUCGCGGCUCCCUCGAUCGCUCACCUACCAGGAAGCGCACCUCGUCUCCAGAUCGACGACGGGCAAAAUCCAUGGAUCGCAGGGCUGACCGUUCCCAUCAUGACCACACACCUGAGAGGGAGCAAGAUGAUGGUGGGUUCCUCUCUGUCACACCUGAACGGAAGUUCUACGAACGGAGGCUCCUCAAGGACUCUCAGAUGCCUGAGCGACUCAGCAAGGCUACGCCCCCUGAGUGCACCAACAACGGGGAUUCCUCUUCCCUUAACAGGGGCCGAACGUAUGAUAGAGCCAGGAAGAACGAAAAUCUUCUCAGAGACUCCUCCCCAGAGAGGCAUCGGAUGAACGGAACGAUGGAGAGACGAUACAAAGCGGAGCGGGACUCUUCCCCUGACAGCAACUACAGCCGCGAUGAGCUGAACUAUGCAGCAGCACCUAGACUGAACGACUACUACAGCAUGAUGAAGAACAAUGCUGCACACAACCAUGCUGCUGGUAACAACACAAGAUAUAAGAAUAAUGCAGUGGGUCACAGCUCAAACCACAUCCCCGAGCCUAAAAGAAAGUUGUACAAAGAAAGCCCAAAAGACCUCAGCAUCUAGAGCAGAGAUUCCCCUCACCGCUCUCUCCUCUGUCAGUGCAAGCUGUGUACCAUACACUGGUUUAUUAGUUUACUUAACUACUUUGAUCCCGUUCUGAGAUUCUUAAAACAGCAGAAGUACAAUCCUUCUAUCAGUUUGUACUGAUUGUUUUGUCAUUGUUCUAGUUAUUUUGAACAUAAAAUUGUUUUUUUUUGUAACAUAGUAAAGGUAUUGUAUGUGCCUGCAUAUGAAAUCAGUGAUUUUGCUUUUGGAAGGCGUUGCAGACAUUAAAUAUGUGUUCCCUCAGAGGUCUGAGCCAUGCAUCAGUUUGUUGGUAAUUCUAACCUUUGAAACUUGUUUUUAGCUUAUUUGAAGAUAGCUUCAUUACUCCUCAGUUGCGUUACUGAACAAGCUAUAGCACAAGAAACAACAAAAACUGCGGAAAUCACAAGGAUGUUGACGCAAAAAUCACUAACACACGUCACAAAACUAUGUUGUGUUUGAUCGUUAUUUAUUUGUUUCAUUUGGCACAUUAUUUGAGCAAACAAGGUUAAAUCUAAAGAUGAGUAGAACUAUAAGCACGGUCUGUGUCCUUUGCAUAAUAUGUUUGACAGCAUACCUGCCCUUUACCCAGAAACCAUUGGCAUAAGUUCAAUUUGGACGACAAGAAUGAAAAAAAGUAAUGCGAAUAGCAAUGGUGUAUUGUUCUUUUUUAUUUAUUAUUUUUUGCUUUCAUUGUGGUCUCUUCAAAAAUGACCCCUAUACACUUCUGUGUAUUGAUAUUGUUUGAUGGAUGCUCGUCUCCCCUUCUGGCAAAAGUGUUCUCUGAUAAGGGAAAAGGAGUUAUCCAAAGUUGCCGAUCAUCCAAACCCCAACUCAUUUAUUUCAACAAUUGUGCAUUAUGACAUAAUACCAGCUGAAGCUGCCAUAGUGGAUGACUUUUUAAAGCAUCCAAUAAAUGAAUGAAAUAAAAUUAAAUAAAAAAUGUACGGUAAACUAUCCCAAGAUGCAUGUGUAAAAUAUUCAGUGUCGUGUAACCACUUUAUCUGGCAGGUCUGAGUGAGAAUAAUCAGCAAGGAACACACAUAGUAAUGCCCCGGAAACUAAUCCCUAAAAUUUAGUACACUUGGAUUCAUUGACUGGCCACCUCCUGGGUCCUGUUCAAAGAGCUGAUGUGGUUUGUUGCAGUGGUCCCCUAUGAAGAGUUCUGGUACAGGUGGACAAUUAAUCUGCUGUGCUGAGCCACGCUGUUAUACCACUGGAGUCUGACUGCUGCUUUUUAGUGUAAUUUGUGUGUGUGUGUAUUUUUUUUUUUCAUUAAGAACUAAAAAUAUAAUGGAGAAUCCACACCAAACACACUGGUUCAUCACUUUUGCCACUGUACUACUGUAGUUAUUAAAAACUGGAGAGAAAAAAAUGUAUGAAGAAGUUGGCGAUCACCUGUAAAGAAUAUCCCCAAUAUGACUGCUAGAAAGCUGUCGAGGAAUGAAGUGUUGCCUUUUUCUUGUACAAAAGAGAAAUUUAUGAAAAAACCUCGUUGGUGAGGAAUGUGAUAUUGUGUUUAUUUUCAGAAAUGGACCUGAUGAUUUAUGAGAAAUAUGUUGAUUUACUCUGGAUCAGGUAUGCAAAGACAUUUUAAAAUGAGACUUUAUUUGGUCAGUCAGAAACUGUUGGUUUGACUCUGUCAGUGGUUAGCCUGCCUUUGUAUUAUAAAGCACUUGUAUGCAGUCUGUGUUCUUCAAGCAUUAUUUCUUGCUAUGUGCUCUAGACAUAAUGCCGUCUCUGUGUUGAUAAAAGCAGUACAUGUAUAUGGGCCAAUCUUUUUUAUAUAACUAUGCAUAUAUAAAUACUACAUUGUUCAUAGCUUUAUUUGACCCAUGAAGCUACACAUAACAUUAGUCAAAGUACAAGUAAAUGUGGACUUAUCCAGCUUCUUUCCUUGAGAUGGAUUACAAUGUAUAUGUAGCUAUCAAAAAAAAGUCUGUGAAUGCUAUUUUUAUUAUCAAAUAAAGUUUUCCAUACAAAACUCAAAAA
Oryzias latipes (Japanese medaka) is the source of this 7204-nucleotide messenger RNA. Its product is annotated as membrane-associated guanylate kinase, WW and PDZ domain-containing protein 1. Gene Ontology annotation, cellular component: cytoplasm; cell-cell junction. Gene Ontology annotation, biological process: signal transduction. Gene Ontology annotation, molecular function: protein binding. Lineage: Eukaryota; Metazoa; Chordata; Actinopteri; Beloniformes; Adrianichthyidae. The record is from RefSeq and is a predicted model, not a curated record.